Molecule: messenger RNA, 4450 nt
Organism: Pogoniulus pusillus (Red-fronted tinkerbird)
Lineage: Eukaryota; Metazoa; Chordata; Aves; Piciformes; Lybiidae
Gene: CHSY1
Product: chondroitin sulfate synthase 1
Exons: 3
Coding region: 1-2352 (783 amino acids)
Cellular component (GO): Golgi cisterna membrane
Molecular function (GO): glucuronosyl-N-acetylgalactosaminyl-proteoglycan 4-beta-N-acetylgalactosaminyltransferase activity
Source: RefSeq, a predicted model, not a curated record
AUGGCGGGCCGCGGCCGCCGCGCCUGGCUCAGCGUCCUGCUGGGGCUGGUGCUGGGCUUCGUGCUCGCCUCGCGCCUCGUCCUGCCCCGCGCCUCCGAGCUGGCGGCGGCGGCGCGGCCCCGCCGAGCCCGCCCGCAGGGCUGCCGCCAGCCGCCCGCCGCCGCCCCGCCGCGCCGCCCCGGCCCGCCGGCCCAGAGCUUCCUUUUCGUGGGGGUCAUGACGGCGCAGAAGUACCUGCGGAGUCGCGCCGUGGCUGCCCACCGAACGUGGUCCAAAAGCAUUCCUGGCAAGGUCGAAUUCUUCUCCAGCGAGGGUUCGGACACCUCUAUUCCCAUCCCCAUCGUGCCGCUUCCAGGCGUAGAUGACACUUACCCACCCCAGAAGAAGUCUUUUAUGAUGCUCAAAUACAUGCAUGACCACUACUUGGACAAAUACGAAUGGUUUAUGAGAGCUGAUGAUGACGUUUACAUCAAAGGGGACAAACUGGAGAACUUCCUCAGGAGCCUGAACAGCAGCGAGCCCCUCUUUCUCGGGCAGACUGGCCUCGGCACCACGGAGGAGAUGGGGAAGCUGGCGCUGGAACCGGGUGAGAACUUCUGCAUGGGGGGACCAGGAGUGAUCAUGAGCCGGGAAGUCCUGAGGAGAAUGGUGCCCCACAUUGGCGAGUGCCUGCGAGAGAUGUACACCACCCACGAGGACGUGGAAGUGGGAAGAUGCGUGCGGAGGUUUGCGGGAGUGCAGUGUGUGUGGUCCUACGAGAUGCAGCAGCUGUUCUACGAGAACUACGAGCAGAACAAAAAAGGUUACAUCCGAGACCUGAGGAACAGCAAAAUACACAGAGCUAUAACCCUGCACCCCAAUAAGAACCCCCCCUACCAGUACAGGCUUCACAGCUACAUGUUGAGCCGCAAGAUCGCGGAGCUGCGCCACCGGACCGUGCAGCUGCACCGGGAAAUUGUCCUGAUGAGCAAGUACAGCAACACAGAAAUCCACAAGGAUGACCUGCAGCUGGGGAUGCCGCCCUCCUUCAUGCGAUUCCAGCCCCGCCACCGGGAGGAAAUCUUGGAGUGGGAGUUUCUGACCGGGAAGUAUCUGUAUUCGGGUGCCGACGGGCAGCCCCCCCGCCGAGGAAUGGACUCUUCUCAGCGCGAGGCGCUGGACGACAUCGUUAUGCAGGUGAUGGAAAUGAUCAACGCCAACGCCAAGACACGGGGGAGGAUCAUCGAUUUCAAGGAGAUCCAGUACGGCUACCGCAGAGUGAACCCCAUGUACGGCGCCGAGUACGUGCUCGACUUGCUGCUGCUCUACAAAAAGCAUAAGGGGAAGAAGAUGACCGUCCCCGUCAGGAGGCACGCCUACCUGCAGCAGACCUUCAGCAAGAUCCAGUUCAUGGAGCACGAAGAGAUGGAUGCCAAAGAGCUGGCCAGCAGAAUCAACCAGGAGUCUGGAUCCUUGUCUUUCCUCUCCAACUCGCUGAAGAUGUUUGUGCCCUUCCAGCUUAGCAGAUCAAAAGCGGAGAGGAAGGAACUCAAAGACAAGAAGAUCAACAUCCUGAUUCCUCUCUCUGGGCGUUUUGACAUGUUUGCAAGGUUCAUGGUGAACUUUGAAAAGACGUGCCUCAUCCCAAACCAGAAUGUCAAGCUGGUGGUGCUGCUCUUCAAUUCCAACUCCAACCCCGACAAGGCGAAGCAGAUCGAGCUGAUGAGAGAUUACCGCUCCAAGUACCCCAAGGCUGACAUGCAGGUGCUACCCGUGUCGGGGGAGUUCUCCAGGGCACUGGCUCUGGAAGUUGGAUCUUCUCAGUUCCAAAAUGAAUCUUUACUGUUCUUCUGUGAUGUUGACUUAGUGUUUACCACAGAAUUCCUCCAGCGGUGUAGAGCCAAUACGGUUUUGGGUCAGCAAGUAUACUUCCCCAUCAUUUUUAGCCAGUAUGAUCCAAAGAUUGUUUAUAGUGGAAAAGUUCCUAGUGACAAUCAUUUUGCCUUCACCCAGAAAACAGGUUUCUGGAGGAACUAUGGCUUUGGUAUCACCUGUAUUUACAAAGGUGAUCUCCUUCGAGCCGGCGGCUUUGACGUCUCCAUCCAAGGCUGGGGCCUCGAAGACGUCGACCUAUUUAACAAAGUCAUUCAAGCUGGCUUAAAAACUUUCCGAAGCCAAGAGAUUGGAGUAGUCCAUGUGCACCACCCUGUCUUUUGUGACCCUAACCUUGAUCCAAAACAAUAUAAAAUGUGCUUGGGGUCCAAAGCUUCAACUUAUGGGUCCACGCAGCAGUUGGCUGAAAUCUGGUUUGAAAAAAACGACCCCAAUUUUGGGAAAAGCAGCAAUACUAAUGGCUCAGUGAGGACAGCCUAAUGUCCAGCCAUGCUGGCAAAGACCUUUUCUUUUCUUUUUUCUUUUCUUGUCUUUUCUUUUCUUUCUUUUUUUUUUUUUUUUUAAUUAUCUAAUUUAUUUUUUGGGAAAAUGUUUUUUGAUAAUUCACUUUUGAAAAGACCAGACAGGAUCUAUUUUAGGAAUCGUCGUCGUUUUCUUACCAAGCGCUCCUUUUGAGAAGAACAAAGGCCCUUGGGGUUUAUCUUUUGUUGUCGUCGUCGCUGUCCUUGUGUUCUUGGUUUUUGAACAAAAAACUGUGAUCAGUAUUUGCCUUCAAAUGAAAAAACAGAUGAAUUGUUUAAAUAAGAGUUGUCUUGACCCAUCAGCGGAGACAUGACUUGAAUUACAAUUUCCUUAACGAACAAAAAAAAGGUUGUUCCCUACCUAUCCCCGUUGCUGUCCUCGUUGCUGGAAUGCUGUAAGCUGGGACUGGAGCCUGCCAGCCAGGGUGUGUGUUGAGUGUUAGGUGGUGGUGGUGGUCACCACGCAAAGAUUCUGCCUCUUUGGUUAAAGGGUGGCCCAGGGUGUUUUAAAUUGUGUUAGAAGAGGACAGGUCAGCAUGGGGAUGAUCAGGGCAGUAACCACAGGAGGGUUUUAGCAGAAGGGUGAUGAUUUUAGUUUCAAAAUACACUUCCACUUUCUCUGGCCAGGGGACUUCAAGGGAGGGAUGGAAGUAAGCACAACCUGCUCGCUUGUUACUCCUUGUAGAAGCUGUUGUCUUUUCUGUUCGGUCCACGUGCAGACGCCAUGCUUGAGGAACCCCAUGGUGGGUUCUUUGUGUUGUCCUCGAGUGCUGCCCUGUCCAGAGCUGAGCUGAUGCCACCAAUGACCACCAAAGCACCACGAGGAAGGGGAAGAGGAUGGGAAACGUGGUUCUCUUCCAGCAACAAACAAUUGGUGUGAUCCCUAAGGAGAACUUGGAGAAACCUUCUGCACUGAGCGUCCUGCGCCUAACGGCGUUGAGUUUGUUGCGUCGGUGACGUGAGGUUCAUGGGAACAAUUUACUACAUCAGAUUAGUAGUUUUGUUUUGGGAUUUUUGUUUGUUUGUUGUUUGGGUUUUUUUUUUUUUUCCUGUAUCUGAUAGACCUUUAAUUUAUUUAAUAUCCAUUGUUUUAGGUUCUCAACCUUUCCUUGAAUAUCUGUUAGUCAUUUUAAUAUUUUAUAUAUAUAUAUAUAUAUAUAUGUGUGUGUAAAUAUAUAUAUAUAUAUUAGGAAUGUAUUGCAUCUUCUCACUGGUAAGGUAGUGUACAUCAUACUGCAGUAAAUGAUCUCCAAAGAUUACUUUCUACAAUAUUUUUUCAUGGAUCUCUUUUUUUCCUUCCCCACCUCCUCACCCCCCUGCUCCCACAACAAAAAAAUUCUUUGUAACUUUAUCUUUUUGGUUCAAUGACAUCAAUCAGCUUAAGAAACUUUUUUUUUUUGGUAUCCUACAAGGAAGUGGGGAUGGGGAAGCUGAACACAAGGAAAGUCUGAUCCCUGUGAAUGAACACCUAGCAAGGUAAGAGAAAAUCCACAAAUUAAAGUGCCUUAAAAAGCCAGAAAGGGAACCCCUUUGCCCUGAGACUUAAGACAGCGAAUGGUGAGUGAAGCAGCCGCUCUCUUUGGGACCUGCCUACCUGUAAAUAUCUCCCUCAGCAGACACAAACCAGAAGAACCAGCCAACGAUCUAUUUUUCUAUCGUUAACCCCUCCAGCACCAUUUCGUCUCAUUGCUCUCAGUUCCACUUUGCCUACUCUUUGGGAAGUGGAGACCAGUGAAGGAAGGGAGGAAAACUGCUGCGUAGGUCAUUGCUGUGUUGGAAGGGAUCUUAUGGAGUAAUUGCUAUUCCAGUGGGAGAAAUAACCUUUGGUGACACGUCUAUGGAAUAGGAACUGCAGCUAGCGUAGAGUCGAUGUCUUAUAAUGUUCAUCGUUGUUUUUGGUGACAGUCCCAAGGAUGUAGGUACUUGGAUGGAUUCAGUGCAUGGAAAAUCUCUCUUCUCUCUUUCUUUCCUUCCCUGCCCCCCCUUUUUUUUUUCCUCUUUUUUUUAAAAGACUUGGCUUCUAAGAUGCAAUAAAGAUUUUUUUAUUUGCAAUCAGA